This is a messenger RNA of Monopterus albus (swamp eel), 6393 nucleotides long. Its product is annotated as alsin-like. Lineage: Eukaryota; Metazoa; Chordata; Actinopteri; Synbranchiformes; Synbranchidae. The record is from RefSeq and is a predicted model, not a curated record. Gene Ontology annotation, biological process: endosomal transport; regulation of GTPase activity. Gene Ontology annotation, molecular function: small GTPase binding; guanyl-nucleotide exchange factor activity. The transcript is spliced from 41 exons. Gene Ontology annotation, cellular component: cytoplasm; intracellular membrane-bounded organelle; dendrite. The coding region runs from base 393 to 5447 and encodes 1684 amino acids.
UAUAGGUGUGGCGCUGCCGCAGUGUUUGUCCCUGCCCGGAUGCCAUAGGCGAGUUCUCUCCCAACAGCAACAACAACACGGAGCUGCUAGAAGGAGAUAACUUCUGCUUUCACUGCGCUGCACUGAUUUCAAUAACUGUUAAGAAUGGCAUAGCUCAGUGUUUUUGCCGUGACAGUUACACUUGCUUUAUCUGAGUUUAUUUAUUCAGCUUUGCCGCACACACGUCUCUGCGACUUUCUUCUGCGAGUUGCAAUGGGCAGUUUUGGAGUUAUAACAAGCUCUUGAAACCAGACACAGGAUCCACUUAUUUCCUGGAGUGAACAGAAGACAGGGCUCUGAAGAAUGAUAAUAAAGAUGCCUUCACUGUCCAGUGGAAUAGAGACUCCCCAGUGAUGGAGAACAGAGAGGAGAGCUCUGCAGAUGAGCAGGACCCCACACCACCAGAACGAGGCCUUUUCCACAUCUGGCAGUCAGCGGGCCCCAGCAAGCAGCUCGGUCCACAGAGUGUGCUGCUCUCCAGACCUGUGGUGCAGGCUGCUCUAGGCGAACACCAUGGAAUCCUUCUAACACUGGGUGGUCAGGUAUAUUCAUUUGGAGAGCUGCUGUGGAGGGAUCUGAGCAUCCCAGCAUCUAAUCCAGUGCUGGAGGUGACUCUGCUCGGGAAAAUGGUGGUCCGUGUGGCUGCUGGUGGCUUCCACUGUGGAGCACUGAGUGAGCAGGGCGGUGUCUACAUGUGGGGGGAGAACACUGCAGGACAGUGUGGGCCAGCUGAGGGGGGUACAGUCACAAACAUGACAGUUUCAGAGCCGUACCCAGUCAGUGUUGUGGACAGUGAAGUUAUUCCUCCAGCAGUGGUUCGGGUUGUGGAUCUGGCCUGUGGACGGGAGCACAGCCUGGCUCUGUCAUCCCAGAAUGAGCUCUGGGCCUGGGGCAGUGGCUGCCAGCUUGGCCUGGUCACAAACAGUUUCCCUGUGUGGAGACCACAGAAGGUGGAGCACUUGGCUGGAAGAUGUGUAAUUCAGGUGGCUUGUGGUGCCUACCACAGUCUGGCCCUGGUUCGCAGUUUACCUCCUCAGAACUGUACCCAGAAUCUCUCUGAGAAGCGGGAGCGUGGCCAGUCACCUCACUGCUCAGUGACAGAGGAGGAGGAGCUUCUUCCACCUGAUGAUUCUCACUACUGCCCGCUGGGGGUGGAGUUGGCUGAAGUCAUGGCAGGCGAGACUUCUCCCAGGAGAAGAGGCCCCAGACAGAGGCUCCAUCCUCGGGGAAGGUCAGCUGGCAGCAGUCCUGGUUCUGGAGCCAGUUUGUGCCCAUUUUUGGAAGAUGGCAAAUCAAAAACCAAACAGAAGAAUUUUCCAGUUAGUGCCCAUCUUGAGCCUGAUGGGCACACUGACCCUCUGAGUCAGACAGACGGCAGCCCCAAGUCCCACGUGUUGUCAGGCUGGAAAGCCAAUAAGAACUCAACUUUCCCUGACGAGAUGGAGAUUCAGAACCUCCUCCAUAAACUUUCUGAUCAUUCACUGGAGAUGCAACACACCACCGGGCCAGGGGAUAGUGACUCGCUGAGCAGUCAUACUUCAGAUGACAGCUGUGUGUCCUCAACUCCUUCCACGGACCUGUUUACUUGCAGUUACAAAGAUGAUUUGCUAAUUAAGAGUCAGACAAGCAGCAACAGUGGAGUGUCUGGGACAUACUCCUCCUCCCCAGUGUGUUUGGAAGAGGUUCGGCUUUGUGUGGAGGCAGAGAGGAAGGCACUGCAGGGGCAGAAGAGCUCCAGUCUCACAAAUCUACACCAGAAUGGUCAAAGUGCAGCAAACAGGAGACGGUCACUGCCUGGGACACCCACCCAUGGGUCUCCACGGCGACGGCAGCCUUGUGCCUGCAGAACGCCAUCUGCUGGUCGCAUGCAGGCUGCAGCACCAGAGGAUGUAGGAGACAGGCUGCCAUCUCUGGAGACAGAAGUGUGGAGCUGGGGCCGUGGGUCUGAGGGGCAACUAGGCCACGGAGAUCAACUUGAUGUAGGAGACAGGCUGCCAUCUCUGGAGACAGAAGUGUGGAGCUGGGGCCGUGGGUCUGAGGGGCAACUAGGCCACGGAGAUCAACUUGCCAGACUCCAGCCUCUGUGUAUCAAGUCUUUGACAGGCGAGGAAGUGAUCAAAGUUGCUGCAGGGUCACACCAUUCAUUGGCCCUGACUGCUCAGUGCCAGGUGUACUCAUGGGGCAGCAACAUGUGUGGACAGCUCGGUCAUGUCAACAGUCCUGUCACUGUUCCUCAGCAGGUGAAGCUGUCUGAUGGUCUUUGGGUUUGGGACAUGUCUGCCGGUCAAAGCCAUUCCCUCCUCUUGGCUGACGGAGACUGUGUCCAGCCGAUCCUGUUAUACUGUGGCCAGCAGCAAGAGCCAAUGUCAGAGCAGAGUGGAAGGUCACUCCAGAGUCAAAGGUCAUGUCAGAGGUCACCCAACAGGGCAGAGAGUUAUACAGUCAGACCGACCCUGCUGCCUUUCUGCAUGGAGAUGGGUUACAUUAGCAGUGUGUGCAGCGGAGGUCAGAACUGUGCACUGUUGGCGGACCAGAACAUCAUGGGCUUCAUUUCUGCUAUCCACGAGCUCGCCUCCAGAGAGCGACACUUAUACUGCUGGUUGAGCAGCGUCAGGAAGCUCCUUCUCACACCGUUACGCAUUAGAGAGGGUGUGUGUCCAUCAUUAGGUGAGCCAUGCACUCAACUCUUCUUCUCUCUCAGUGAGAGUUUUGUCCGUCUGAGUGCCCUGAUUGGUCGACAUGCCACGUCACUCAGCUACUUCCUGCAUGACGUGCAAAGCCGUAAUGUCACUUCCCUUCCACUGCUGACGCACACUGAGCACUUCCUGGACAUUUAUAAAGAAUAUUGUUCUGCAGUAGGUGACUUCCAGGUAAUGGGUGGAUUCCAGUCACUCCAGAAACUCUCACUUGAGUGUUUAGGCUCUCGGCAGACCAUCCUCGCUCAGCUGCCUGUUGCAGAUCAGUCUGCUAGUGGUGAUACUGAUCUGGUGUCACUGUUGUACUGGCCUCUGCAGCAGCUCCACCAGUAUAGCCGACUUCUGCUUAAACUGGCAACAUGUUAUGAUGUGUUAACUAUGGAGUACCAGGGCCUCCAGCAGGGCUGUAGUCAGUAUGAGUUCCUGUCAUUGUCCCUACUGAGAAGGAAGAAAGAAGCUGAAUCCACCUUCCUCUUCUGGAAGAGCCACUCUGGAAAAAAUACUGAGGUUCUGCGUCUCCCACAGCGCCGUGUGGUGUGUGAAAGCAGCAACAGAUCUCUGACUCUGCAGAACGCCGGGCGAUUCUCCAACCACUGGUUCAUACUUUUCAACGACGUGUUUGUGCACACACAGUUCUCCACACAUCAUGUCUAUCCCCUGACCUGUCUGUGGGUGAAACCAGUUACUGAAGAUGGCAGUGGGAUCUGUGCCAUCAAAAUCACAUGUCCAGAGGGGAGUUUCACAGUGGUGGCCUCAACACCACAGGAAAAGAACAAGUGGCUGCAAUCUCUUAACCAGGCAGUGGAUCAGGUGCUGGGUGGUGGAGGUCAGGGGUCAUCGCCAGUGCAGACGGCGAUGUCCCGUACAGCUUCCUACACGUUCACUGGAGAGGGACGGUUUAAAGAUGCCCAGUAUACCGGGUGCUGGCUGGCAGGACGACCUCAUGGCAGAGGAACCAUGAAGUGGCCAGAUGGACGGAUGUACAGCGGGAGCUUUAAGAAUGGUCUGGAGGACGGCUAUGGGGAGUGUGUAAUACCUAACAAAGUGCUGAAUAAACCAGACAGCUACCAAGGCCUCUGGAGAGAUGGAAAGAUCCAUGGUUUCGGCAAAUACAAGUAUGCCAGCGGCGAGGUGUAUGAGGGCUGCUUCUGUGAUGGCCAGCGUUAUGGUUAUGGCAUGCUGAGCUCUGGUAAACUGGCCAAGGCUUCCUACAGCGUUUUCAUUGGCCAGUGGAUUCAGGACAGGAAGACAGGAUAUGGAGUCUACGAUGACAUCACCAGAGGGGAGAAGUACAUGGGACUGUGGCUGGAUGACCAGCGGCAUGGCAGUGCUGUGGUCGUCACCCAGGGCGGGCUGUACUAUGAAGGGACCUUCAGAGAGAACAAGAUGAGUGGUCUAGGUCUGUUGGUGUCAGAUGAUGACACUGCUUUCCAUGGAGAGUUUUCUGAUGACUGGACUGUCAGCGGGAAGGGUGUGUUGUCCCUGACUAAUGGGGACUGUUUGGAGGGCCUGUUCAGUGGGGACUGGAGCACAGGGCUGAAAGUGAUUGGGACAUAUACCAAACCAGCCAUCGAUGAACCUGACAGCAGAGAAAGGAACAACCUGUUGAGGGUGGGCCAGCAUGCAGUGACUGCAGGUCAGAGAUGGGGCUGUGUGUUUGACGAAUGCUGGAGUCGACUGGGCUGCGACGUUGCAGGGAGAGGAGAGUGGGCUGCAGCCUGGGAGAACAUCGCUGUUAUGAUAACAGCUGCACGGCGACACAGCCCAGACCUCACUAGGUCUCAGAGAAAAGUCCUGGAGUGCUUGGAGUUGAUUCCACAGCACAAAGACCCUGUGACAACUGCAAACUAUGACAACAUACGAAGAUAUCUCAUCAAGGCAUGUGAGACCCCCCUCCACCCUCUGGGCUGGCUGGUGGAGACGUUGGUGACGGUCUACAGGAUGACUUAUGUCGGUGUGGGAUCCAACCGCCGGCUUCUCAGGCAGGCCGUCCUGGAGGUGCAGGCUUACCUCACUCAUUUCUACAGCAUUGUCAGGUUUCUGUUUCCAGGGCUACCAGCUGAUGGUGGCAGCAUCCCAGACCCCACUUUCUCGCCAUCUAAAAGCAGACGUAGCUCUAACACAGCAGAGCAAGGCUGUGCUGUGGUGGUGAGCUGCCCCUCUCUGCUCCUCCCUCUGCUGCUCCCUCGACUCUACCCUCCUCUCUUUACCCUGUACUGCCUGCAGGAGGAGCAGGAGGAGGCCCAAUACUGGGAGCGCAUCCUUCGACUCAACAAACAGCCUGACCAGUCGCUGCUCAGCUUCCUGGGAGUGCAGGAGAAGUUCUGGCCAGUGUGGAUGUCAAUUCUGGGAGAGAAAAAGCAGAUUGUGUCCAGCAGUAAAGACGCCUGCUUUAUUUCUGCUGUAGAGACGCUCCAGCAAAUCAGCACUACCUUCACUCCCUCAGACAAACUUGUGGUAAUCCAGAAGACGUUUGAGGAGUUGACACAGGAAAUAAAACCCAUGGUGGAUGGUGAUUUCCUGUGGUGCAUGGAUGACCUGUUUCCUCUUUUCCUUUAUGUUGUGGUCAGAUCUAGGAUCAGAAACCUGGGCGCUGAGGUCAGUCUCAUAGAAGAUUUGAUGGAUCCCAACAUUCAGCAUGGAGAAGUGGGAAUGAUGUUCACAACACUGAAGGCCUGCUACAUCCAGAUCCAGCACGAGUCGACUUCAUAGAAACGGACCGGAGACAUGUCAUGAACAUUUCAUAGGACAGAAUUCAUAGGAAAACAACACAUCGCCAUCUUCUGGACAUGUUGGAAAACUACUCUAUCAUCUCCACAACUUACGGUUGUAUGUUGCUGUCAGUUGUUUGUAAUACAUCAGAUCAGUUUCCAUUUCUAAGUUUACAGUAUUUCCCUAAGGGUAAGAUAUUAAAAUAUACAGUAAGCUGUCGAUGAGGUAUAUUUUUCCUGUUUCAUCUGCUUUCUGUGAGAACUUGCCAACACUCCAGGAAAAGGGGACUGGCUGCAUUACUGACAGACUCUGAACCAGACCUCUUUUUAAAGGGCUAAUAAUUGGAAUAGAAAUGUAAAUGUGUUUCUAAUGGCUAAGCACAGCUCAAAGGCGACAUCAGUGUUUUAAAGUUGUGAUUUGCAUCUGCAGGCGGGUUUCAAUUGUAACAGAUGUUUCCUUAAUGGCAGACUAACGGUGCAUUUAGCACAGUAAAUUCACAGUUGAAAAUAUCCAAAUUUAAUGUCAUCUAGCUAUAGUUACCUUUGAGAUUGGUGCUUGUCAAAGACAACCUGACAGACGUUAUGUUGGCUUUGGCAAAACCGUACACACUUCAGUAUGUUUUUAGCACCCAGCAUUUUAAAGAGUAAAGGUAGCAUUACCUCAGUACUUUUCACUGGAACCUUAAGACAUGAGACACGGUUAGAGAUUAAUAAAGCAAGGUCAGACUGAACUCCACAAUCACCAGGUCAGGAAGCUGUAAGCAGUGGAAAGGGAAAAUUUUCACAUGUUUGUGAAAUUCGUCUAUUCCUGCAGUUGUAAAUCAUCUGCAAAUAACUUGCUUUACACAGAUAGAAAUCAAAAAUCCUCCUUUUUUGAAAUGUCCUCUCUCUCCACAAAGCGCUGUAGCUCUACAUUGUAUCUUUUGAGCACAGGAGAGGUUCGGAAC